Messenger RNA from Acanthosepion pharaonis, 843 nucleotides. The record is from the annotation of a GenBank genome assembly. Lineage: Eukaryota; Metazoa; Mollusca; Cephalopoda; Sepiida; Sepiidae.
AUGGCGGGUUUAGUUUGUCGCGUACAUCCUGUAGUCUUGUUCACAAUUAUCGAUUCAUACGAAAGAAGAAAUGAAGAUGCACAUCGAGUCAUUGGAACCUUGCUGGGAUGUUGUGAAAAGGGUGCUGUAGAAGUUUCUAAUUGUUUUACAGUUCCACACAAUGAAUCUGAAGAUGAAGUGGCUGUUGAUAUUGAAUAUGCCAGAAACAUGUAUGAAUUGCACAGGAAGGUCAACAAUAAUGAGGUCAUUGUUGGAUGGUUUUCAAGUGGAGGAGAAAUUUCUGAGUAUUCUGUGCUCAUUCAUGAAUAUUAUGCACGUGAGGCAAAGAACCCAAUCCACAUCACAGUUGACACUUCACUUCAGACCGGAAGUGGGAAAAUGGGUGUCAAAGCCUACAUCAGCACACAAAUGGGCGUAGCCAACAAAACUACUGGUACUAUGUUUACACCUGUAAAUGUUGAAAUUCAACAGUAUGAAGCCGAACAAGUAGCUGUGAAUUUAAUUCGUGAGAGUAAGCUGUCUCCAAAAAGGUCUGUGUCCAUGGUUACAGAUCUGCAGCAAGUGGAUAUUCUUUGUAGCAGAAUUCAGGGAAUGCUUUCCAUUGUCUUGCAAUAUGUAGAGGAUGUCCUGGCUGGUAAGAUCCCUGCAGAUAACACUGUAGGCCGAUACCUCAUGGAACUCAUUCACAGUGUCCCAAUGAUUGAGCCAGAUGAAUUCUCGACCAUGCUUAAUGCUAACAUGAAGGAUCUCCUAAUGGUCACUUACUUGUCCCAUCUGACACGUACACAGCUGGCACUCAAUGAAAAGCUCACCAUGUUUAUAGCCAUGGGUGCUAAAGAUUAA